GUUGCGCCGCGCCAGCAGACAGCAAGACCCGACCCUGGGAAUAAAAAAACACACGCAGCACCAGUCUGUUUGAAGAUUAUUUUAUUGCAGCGAGGUAGGGCAGUUCAGUGAAUUUCUCCAUGAAUGUACGUCACAAUGAUGAUGACAGACCAGAUUCCACUGGACUUGGCUCCGCCCCCCCUCCUGAACGGGGAGGUCCCCCUCAUGCCUCACAUGGUUAACGGGGACGCUGCGCAGCAGUUGGUACAGGUGAUCCUGGUGCAGGUGAACCCGGGGGAGACGUUCACCAUCCGGGCAGAGGACGGCUCACUGCAAUGCAUCCAGGGUCCUGCCGAGGUUCCGAUGAUGUCCCCAAAUGGGUCAAUCCCCCCCAUCCACGUUCCCCCAGGAUACAUCUCACAGGUGCUGGAAGACACCACAGGGGUCCGCCGGGUGGUGGUGACCCCCCAGUCUCCAGAGUGCUACCCUCCCUCCUACUCUCCGGCCCUCUCCCCCACACACCACCUGCCCCCCUACCUGCCUCACCCUCACUUCAUCCCCAACUCUCACUCUUUCUACCCCCCUGUCAGCCCCGGGGAGCUGCCCCACCAGUACUACCAGCACCACCUUCCCCCCAUGUACGACCCAGAAAUCAUCCCAGUUUAUGGGAUGUCUAACUACAUAGGCAGAGAGGAGACGUACAGUAAGCCACAGCCCAAAAAGAUAAAGGAACAGAGACAACUAGAGCGACAGAACCGACUCAACUCCCCUCCCUCCACUCUCUAUAAGGGCAGCCUGGGGCCAGCACACAACGGAUACAGCAACAAAUCACACGCCCCGUCGCUCGGGUCAGUGGGGUCAGGGGGUGGACUCUGCAGUCCAGGAGGGAAGAAGCCGGAGAGACGACUCCGCAGCAGUCCACGAAACAGUGAACCAGAGACACACACACAAGAUCAUGAUUCAGAGGGGAAGCGACUUCAAGACAUGCUGUCUACAAUCGACAAACCACAGGUUUCCAAUGUGCAGGCGCGGGCUGCACGGCUGUCCUGGGCCCCCCCGGCAGGGCUGGUGAACAGGCAUAGUAACGGGAUGCCUGUGUCCUGCUCCUACGAGGUCUACCUCACAGAUAAAGGACGAGACGGAAAGUAUCGUCUCAUAUACAGUGGCGAAGAAUUGGAGUAUCAUCUGAAAGACCUAAGGCCGGACACAGACUACCACGUACGGGUGUCGGUGAUGUACAACUCAGUCCGAGGCUCGUGUUCGGAGGCGGGCUCGUUCAAAACACACUGCAGCAUUGCCGACAUCCCGUUAACCCCCAAACUCUCCCACCGCACCAAGAGCACCCUCACCCUACAGUGGAAGCCCCCAGGCGACAACGGAUCCAAAAUCACAAACUACCUGCUCGAGUGGGAUGAGGGAAAGAAGAACAGUGUUUUCAGAGAAUGUUACUUUGGGAGCCAGAGACACUGUAAGCUGACGCGACUGUUCCCCGCCUGUGGCUACACGUUCAGAGUGGCUGCGCACAAUGACAUCGGCACAAGCGGCUUCAGCACAGAGGUGGUGUUUUACACCAUGGGCACCCUGCCCGCUCUGCCGCUGGCGCCACGGCUGGUCAGGGCGGGGGUGUCCUGGGUGACCCUGGAGUGGGGGCGUCCCGAGGGCAGUCCGAGCGAGGAGCAGCUCAAAUACACACUCGAGAUCCAGGAGGACAACAGCGGAACAGACUUUCAUCCAAAGUACACUGGAGAAAACUUGACCUGUACUGUACAAGGCCUGAAGAGGAGUACACAGUAUAAAUUCAGGCUCAUAGCAUCGAACAUGGAGGGAAAGAGCAGUCCCAGUGAAGUGUUGGUGUGCACCACCAAUCCAGACAAACCAGGCCCUCCAUCUACACCCUGUGUCACCGCGGCGACACCCUACGGAUUCACCGUCUCAUGGGAUCCUCCCCAGGACAACGGGGGCUCUGAGGCUCUGACGUACCUGCUAGAGAUCUCGGAGGGAUGCUCUGAAGCGAGCCAGUGGGAGGUAGCGUACAGCGGUCCAGCAACAGAAUGUGUGUGUGAGCGUCUGACACCUGGGACCUUCUACCGCCUACGUGUGUGUAGCAUCACCACCGGAGGACACAGCCCGUGCACCGGUAGUGUUCCGGUCCGCACAUUAAGCGUCCCACCAGGACCUUGCCCGCCGCCAAGGAUUGUGGGUAAAGCCAAACACAAGGAAGUGCAGUUAGAAUGGGAGCCCGCUGUCUCUGAGGGAGUGUGUGAGGAGUGUGUGUUCAGUCUGGAGAUGAGUGAGGGGGACACAAAGCCAGCAGAGGUCUACCACGGGUCGGAGCUGCAAUGCACUGUGGGUAGUCUGCUACCUGGUGCCACAUACAGAUUCCAACUGCGGGCUGCCAACGAGGCCGGGUUCGGAGUGUACUCUGAGCCGACAGAGGUGACGACUGCGGCGGGCCCUCCUGGCCAGUGCGGGGCGCCACUCAUCACUCUCACCAGUAACACCUGCGUAACGCUCAACUGGGAGAGUCCUGAGGGUUCGGGUACAGACAUCUCUGAGUAUCGUUUGGAGUGGGCGAGGGAAGACGAACCCAUGGAGCUCAUCUACUGUGGAGCCGCCACACAGUGUGAACUGUCUGACCUGACGCCUGCCACCGAUUUCUGCUGCAGGCUACAGGCGGUGAAUCAGGCGGGCGCUGGUCCGUACAGCGAGCAGGUGAGUUUCAGGACCCCGGCGACCAAUCCCGACCCGGUCUCCUCCCUCGCCCUCCUGGACCUCCCGACCUCCUCGGAGUCGGGCCAAUCCCCGUCUACCUGCCUCCUCCUGAAGUGGGACGAGCCGAACAGCAACGGGGCGGAGAUCGCCUCCUACGUCAUCACCCUGGACGACCAAACCAUCACCGUGGAGUCAGUGACGAGUCACCUUGUCACGGACCUGCAGCCAGACAGCGAAUACAGUGUACAUAUCCAGGCAGUGAACGCCAUCGGCUCCAGUCCCUUGAGUCCACCCCUGCUGGCGAGGACACGCCCCCUCCCUCCGGCCCCGCCCCCUCUGGAAUGCUCGGCGGCCGGCCCUCAGAGCCUGAAGCUGAAGUGGGGCGAGAACGCCAGCAACACGCACACCCGCGCCCUGCUCACCGACGACAUGGUCUACACACUACAGAUGGAGGACAAGAACCACAGGUUCGUGACGAUCUACCGCGGUCCCAGCCACACCUACAAAGUCCAGCGAUUGACCGAGUCCAGCAGCUACAGCUACAGAAUACAGGCCAUCAGCGACGCUGGGGAGGGUCCGUUCUCCGACACGCACACUUUCUGCACCACCAAGUCCGUACCCCCGGCCAUCAAAGCUCCCAGGGUGCACCAGCUGGAGGGGAACAUGUGUGAGAUCACAUGGGAGACUAUCGCACCAAUGAGAGGAGAUCCUGUGAGCUAUGUGCUCCAGGUGCUGGUGGGACGCGAGUCAGAAUACAAACAGGUUUUUAAGGGAGAGGAGGGCGUGUUCCAAAUCUCUGGUCUCCAGGGCAACACAGACUAUCGUUUCCGCGUGGGCGCCUGCCGCCGUUGCCAGGAUACGUGCCAGGAGCUGUGCGGACCACUGAGCCCCUCCUCCUUGUUCACGCUGCGUCGCCAGGAGACGGCGUCUUCUUCAGAGCUGUGCGCCGUGGACACGGGCAAAGGCGCGGGGCUGAUCUCCAGCGACGAGCGCUUCGCCGCGCUCAUCGUGUGCGUGUUCGCGGGCUUCUCCAUCCUCAUCGCCUGCUUGCUACAGUACUUCUUCAUGAAGUGAGGGAAUUUUAACUAUAGGAUAGAAAGAGAAAGCAAAAUCACAGAGAAACUUUUUAAAAAAAAAAACGUCUAUGAAAGAACCGAAUGAAAUCAAAACAAACACUUGAUGUACUUCUAAGGCGAUGUAUGUUUUUUAGUCAAAGUAUCGAUUCUGGCUUUCCUCACCUUGUUCCUGUUGUCUUCUGCCUUCACUCAGUUCGGUCUCAUUUCUCUCUACGUCUCUGUCGUCUUUGUGUCAUCGUCUGUCUCAUUUGUUGAGGAUUUCUGUCGGGGGAAGCCGUGUCUUAGCUGUACCCCGGUUGGGAAAGAAAACUGAUAAUCAAGCCUUAAAAUAGCUGUGAGCAAAGCAGUUGCUCCUCAGACUGACUUGCAUGUUUUUUUGUUUUUUUUAUUUUGUAUCUUUUUAAAAACAUAUUUGAUUAGAGAACGUGUAUAUUUCUUGACGGUCAUUGCCUUACUUUUUGUUUUUUAAAUGUUAAAUUUUUUUUUUUUUGCUGCAGUCUUUAUUCAUUUCAGCCAUAUUCCAAUGUAGGCCUACAAAGCUUUAGCCGUUCAUACCUUAUUAUUCAGUUUGUUACUACUAUACAGACUCAGUCGGUCGAUUCAUGCAAUUCAGUCGAUUCAUAUCUGCUCAGCUUUUAACAUUCAAUCACGCACUCAUUCAGCUACCAAAGUGAUGCAAUCCAUGUGUGGUGUAAGAUGCUGCUAUCCUGUGAUUUUAUUAUAUCUAAGAAAGAAUGGAAAACCAGUAAUCUAAUAUAUAUAUAUAUAUAUACACACAAUAUAUAUAUAUAUAUAAAUAUAUAUAUAUAUUAUAACAAAUAUCUAUGAUGCUAUAAAAGUGAUGUAAUAUAAGUGAUGGCAAUGUAAGGUCUGAAGUACAGUGUGAAAGGAGGAGGAGGCGACUCUAGGUGCUCACAAACCGCAGCUCAAAGAAGGAGCCUUUAAACACUGAUCUCGGAUCAGAUUAUGAACCCUUGUAGUUAUUCGAAUGUCGGGCGUAAACUGGCGCUAGCGUGUAGGAAGCCGGGCUGGGGGAUUGUGAUUGGCUGCGACUUAAACGGGAAAGGGAUUUAGCUGUCGGUCCUUCCUCGUAUUCUACCAUCUCAAGUACCAUCGCUCCAGCCUGUUUAUCUGUAGCUUUAGUAGCGAUACGCCCGUUAGACCCAGAGGUGCUAACAGCUCGCCAGCUUGCCGCGCUUCUCAGAGCUCUUGUGUGUUAACCAGGAAAGCCAUUAGGAGUUAGCUUGAGCUUUACCACCCCCCCCCCCCCCCUCCCACACCUCCUCCAGCCAGCCGCCAGCCAGAGCAGCGCUGCAGCUUCUCCUUCCAGCUUGCCUGUGAAUCAAUACAUCUGAAGACUCGUCUCCUCUUUUUCUGCCCAUAAUGAUGAUGAUAAUGAUCCGUAAUUACCUUUCGCUCUGGCUGCUCUUCUCUUGCUUUCGAUCCAUCCCAUCUUCUCUACCCAUGCACUACUCCCCCUCUCCCUCUCUCCAUCUCUCUCUCUCUCUAUUAAAAGGUGCUUUAUUGACAUGUAAUCAGAGCAGUAGCAAGUCUGUGGUCUCUCCUCAGACGGACAUGUUCUCUGGGGACUUGAACUAAUCAUGUUCACUAACCAAACAAGCCUUUGACAGAACUCAACAGAACAGGGCAUUCUGACACACGUAACACCCCCACCUGACCUCCCGCCUGAACUAUCCCAAACCCCGACAAACACAAAGCCAAGGUACAGCCCAAUACAUACCCUGAUGAUCCAAAGAAGUCACCCUGACCAGGUGGGGUGCAGGGGAAGAAGGAUUGGGUGGGAAGGGGGGAGUAUGGAAGAGUGGCGGUGCUGUAGUUUAGCGCCGCCGGGCCAGCUCUGAUUGGCAGCCUGUAACGUACCUCAGGGAUAAGGCCUUACAGAGGGGAGAUCUGAUCCUGUCAACCCCACCGCUGUCAUCUUCGUCAUCAUAUUAGCCUCUGUUUCUCUCCGUCUUCCUCCCUCUCUUCUUUUUCUCUUAUUUUUUUAUGCUGUAUCUUGUCCUCUUGUCGAUGCUGUGCCUUGCUUCUGUAUGUGUCAGUAAGCAAAGUGGUUUACUAGCUCAAAAAUACCUUUGCCAAAGUUGAUGGGAAAGUUAAGGUAGAGUUCUUUUCUAGGUUUUAUUUAUACUAUAUAUUUGCAUACAGUACUUUACAUGCCAAUUACAGUGCAAUCUUCAUUUAUUUAUUGUUUAAAGAUUAAGAGACAAGUGUAGUUAUAUACUAAUUUUUUUUUUCCUUGUAGCAUGUUUUUUUUUUUCUUUUUAAAUUUUUUUUUUUUAAUGGAUGUACGUUAGAUUGUAUGAUUAAGGCCAGCAUUCCUUAUCUCAGUAACCCUUUAAGUAUUUCUCUUACAGCUGUUGGGAACCUGUAGCUCAUCAGUCCAUGCAUUGCAGUUAUCAUUGCCGUUUCAAACAUGUAACCAAAUGUAUUUUUAUUUUUUUCUCAUCUCCUGUCGCGGCCGUGCACAGCCGAGCAGUUCUUGUAACGCUUAGAGAGACAUGUAGCAAAGCGAGGCCUUAUAGGGUCGGUUCAAGUCAUCUGUAUUGGGAUAAACGUCGCUGCCUUUGGCUUUUUUAUUUUUAUUUUCCUGAUUAGUGUUAUAAUGAAGCUUCUGAUAUCUUUUUACUGUUUUAUUGCCAAAGCGCAGGCUUCUCGUGUCCACUAGAUGUCGCGUUCGCAGUCGUCUAAAGGGUUCUGUGAUGUUCUUCUGUAACGACACAGCAUUAUUAUUAUUGUUAUUAUUAUUCUCUCAAAAGGAAAAAAAAAAAAACAUUAACUUGAUCUGUGAUUAUGCUUCUUUUCAUAUUAUCUUUUUAUUAUUUUGUAAAGCAAAAUGUGCCAUUUUAUUGAAAUGUGUAGCCCCUUUCGAAGGAGAGUUUUUAACACAACCUGAUUUCACACUGAAAGGCAAAAACAAUCAUAUGAUGAUGAUUUCAGGCAGAUGAUGACAAUAAUAAUAUUGACGAUUCCUUGAUCGGGCUAGUGCUGGUAUAGCAGUAGUUAGUAUUUUGUAUCCAGUAUUUUGCUAAGAGAUGAUAUACAGAGAUAUCUAUAGAGCUAUAGAAUGAGAUGGUAAUACAUUAUGACUAACAGAGUUGAAGCACUUUUUUUAUGCCGAGCAUUAGUCUUGAUGAGGUUAAUAAGAGCGGGAGGAGACGUCGCUCUGUUCCAAACACUACUGCCAACGCCGUCUGUUACAUUCAUUGGCAUUAUUCUGUCGUUGGCGUCACUGUGACAUUGGCAUUACCGGAGCACGGCUCCGCUGUGUUUCUCCAAACUACGGCAACAAAGGAAGCACAGUUCACAGGGAGAAUCGGUUCCUUUCUCAGACGUGCUCGUGGUGCGUGUACCGAGCCUGUUGCAUUGUAGUCGACAGGUGAUAAUGUGAGGUGUCCUGUCCUUUAAGCCCCUGAUGUUAUGUUGCCCACCCGCAGCCCCCUUUAUCCCCCUUUUUCAGGCCUUAAUGGGAGAGCAGAGGUGUUUUUUGUCGCGCUCAGGCCAGUCUUGUUAGCGUUGUACAGGUAUCACAGCGUUAACUGAAAGGCUGUGUGUGUGUGGGCAGGGUACUCCCUUUAUGUGCUUUUUUGUUAUUUUCAAAUGCUGGUGAUUUUAAAGACGCCCCGCCCCUUCACCCCCCCACCACCACCCCCACCCUGCAGGUCCUGCGCAUUUGGCGGGUAUGUCAAGAAUAAGACUUUUUUUUUUCGCCCAGCAAACCCCACGUCUGUGCCUUCUGAUCAGUUUAUUUUUUUUCCUUUAAUUUUUUAUUUUAUGUUUUGUACGUUUUACAGUAAGUAGAGAAUUUUGACUGAGAAUUUGGCGAUUUGACAAACGUACAGAGACUCACAGGUAUUUAACUAUUUUUUAAGCGAGACAAAAAAAAAAAGAAACAUAUUUUUACCUCACGAUUUAAAAACAAACAUUCCAAUGUUGUCAUGGUCUACGAAUUGAGAAAAAAAAAAAAGAAAUUCAUGCAUUUCUUCUUGUAUUGUAAAUGUUAGACAAUUUCAUAUGCAUUAUAUAAAAGAAACUGCCAUAUCAAUUUUAAUGUAUAGAUUUUUGCAAAUACUACCCUAUGUAUGUAAGACGUAACUGUAUCGGUAGCGUAUAUAUAAUAUAUUUAUGCCCAAUAAAUGUUUUGAUUUUUUUUCUGAC
This is a messenger RNA of Sebastes umbrosus (honeycomb rockfish), 7943 nucleotides long. RefSeq names its product fibronectin type III domain containing 3Ba (gene fndc3ba). The record is from RefSeq and is a predicted model, not a curated record. The transcript has 27 exons. NCBI's taxonomy places the organism in Eukaryota, Metazoa, Chordata, Actinopteri, Perciformes, Sebastidae. Gene Ontology annotation, molecular function: protein binding. The coding region runs from base 124 to 3765 and encodes 1213 amino acids.